Molecule: messenger RNA, 2209 nt
Organism: Stegastes partitus (bicolor damselfish)
Lineage: Eukaryota; Metazoa; Chordata; Actinopteri; Pomacentridae
Gene: armc2
Product: armadillo repeat containing 2
Exons: 12
Coding region: 1-1920 (639 amino acids)
Biological process (GO): sperm axoneme assembly; cilium organization
Source: RefSeq, a predicted model, not a curated record
AUGGAGACUAAACAUGAAGUCUGCAGCCCUUUCAUCCCGCGGCGCAGCGCUUUGAGGAAAACCAGUGCAGAGAUAGUCAGUGAAGCCAGACAGGCCCUGCGAGUUCAGUCCACCCACCGACCGUUUACGCCCAGGGAUGGACAAAGACGACUGUUUGGGAGGAGCUCUGUUGGUGCAGAACGGGACAGCCGGCCUCCAUCUACCUUCAGUCUUCAUGCUCAGAAUUUUGAUGCUCCGGACUCCAGGCCCGGUUCUGGGACUCGACUGGCUCCUCUGGACCACAAGCCAAAGUUUCCAGUCGCCUGCGAUGCCGAGGAUCCAUCCAAGGCCUUUCCCAAACCGCCCACUGACCCAGUUGCAGCGAGGAGGGGGCUGGCAGGGUCACGGGCCCGCCUCCUCAGGGCCGGAUCGCUCACCACGCUGCCGCCUGUAGAAGGACUCACAAAUGUGAGAGAGAGAUUAAACGCAGCCCCGAGACAACAGCAGCCGUCGGCUAAACGAGUUUCCAGCGCAGACAGUGGUCCUGGCAAACCGGGCCCACGCAGAACAGCCAGUGAAAGCAGCAGACUGAAGCCGCCCGGUGUUGACUCAGGACCCACAGAGAGCAGAGCAGAACACAGAACAGAGCCGGGGUUCGGAGACAACAGCACAGAGGAGAAUGCAGAGUCACUGCUGUGGAAUGAUGUGAUCGCUCCUCUGCUUCAGCAGCUGGAGAGUGUGGCUGCAGGCAGCCCUGAGGACUCGCUGGACCGCCUGUGUGAUUUGUGCGAUGGUCUCCACGGCACCUUGGCAGCAGCGGACAUGCUCGGCCGGCGCUGUAAGAGGAGGUCGGGGAUACUUCGAACACUGUUCCGCCUCAUUGACCUCAGCUCGGCCCGGCUCAACCUGCACAUUGCCGAGCUCUGCCUCACUCUGUGCGUCAGUGGAAACAACCUGCUCAACAUCUGCAAGCUGGUUUUUCAGAUCAGCCGGAGUGAAAGCAACGACGUCCUCUUCCAGAGCAGCUCCAUCAUUGACUUGCUUCUGGAUGUCCUCUGCAGUGAGGAUGUGUCUGCAUCUGGAGAAGCUCUGCUGUAUUGUGUUGGCACUUUGAAGUUUCUGUCUGGAAACACGACCGUGGUCAGACUCCUGCUGGAUAAGAACUGCAUCGGUGUGGCUCAGAAACUCAUCAGGAAGCUCUGCACAGUAGAAGACACCAGCUUCACCACAGCAGGUCACAUCGCCGUGCAGCUGACGGCGACCCUCAGGAACCUCGCUGAUCACCCUGAAUCCCGUCCGCUCUUUGUUUCCUUCACCAUCCUGCCAGAGCUCUGCUUGGUGCUGCGUCGGCACUUUAAAGACCAGGACAUCUGCACCAACAUUUCCAGAAUCUACAGUAAACUCUCCUCUUACUCUGAGUGCCGCUUCGCUCUGGUCCAGACCCCCGACUGCUACCAGCUAUUUUUAGAACUGCUGAGCAAACACCACCAGAAGCAGGACCUCGUCGUCCGCCUGCUCUUCACUCUCGGGAACCUGACAGCCAAAAGCGAUGAGUCUCGCCAGAAGCUCUUCCAGUGCGACAGUUGUAUGGACACACUCCUCAGACUGUACAGCAGCUACCAGCGGAGGGAUGUGUCAGCGCACACAUCCACGCAGGAGGAAGCCCCGCCCCCCUGCAGGUAUCCCACUCCUCCCAUUAGCGCGCAGGAGGCCGACGACGUGCUGGUGAAGCUGGUCAGGCUGCUGGCAAACAUGUGCAUCCACCCGGCUGUAGGUCCGUCUCUGGCCAGAGACACGACCUGCACUCAGCUUCUGAUGGAGACACUGGGUGAGCACAGAGGAGCAUUAACAGGACAGACAGUAGCAGACAUACAGCCGUGUUGUUUCUCUUUUUCUGUUUGUUUUUUUUGUCUGUCAUCAUACAAAGGAUGCAGUGUGUGAACAUCUGGGUUUAAAAAUAGCUGUUUGGAGCAUUGUGCGUACAGUAAGUAUCUGCGACGCACCGACCACUUCCCUUGUGCUGGGAACAAGACGUGAAUUUGGUCGAAAACACACUCCUCGUUUGUCUGUUCAUUCCUUUGCUGCGUUCCUCUCAGUACUCUCUGUUCGAUACACAGCACAUCCUCUUCUGGUUUACCUGCUCUGACAGAGCGCAGCGCUUCACUGCAUGAGCAGGAUGUUCUGUCACAGCUCACAGACGACUCGGUUUGCGUGUGAGAGUUUCUCCCGU